Hemicordylus capensis (graceful crag lizard) is the source of this 915-nucleotide messenger RNA. Its product is annotated as collagen alpha-5(IV) chain-like. The record is from RefSeq and is a predicted model, not a curated record. Bases 11 to 841 code for a protein of 276 amino acids. The transcript is spliced from 15 exons. Lineage: Eukaryota; Metazoa; Chordata; Lepidosauria; Squamata; Cordylidae.
CAAGCCAGAGAUGGUUUUUGAUGAGAAGGAGAGCCCUUCUGCUUCUCUGGCAAUGCAGACGCCGCAAGGGCCCUGUGACCCCAAAUGUUCAAAGGCUCAGAAAGGAGAGAAGGGAGACCAAGGCCCACCUGGAGAUGUGAGCUUCACAGGACUGCACAGUGGAGGAGGUUAUGACCCAUUUAGCUUUGCCACCAAGGGAGAGAAAGGAGAGCGGGGACUACCUGGAAAAGAUGGGAUUCCUGGACUGCCUGGCAGGCCUGGGCGAACAGGCCCGCCUGGUUCCCCUGGACUGAUGGGCCUCCCUGGUAUCCAAGGUGAUCUUGGGCCGCCUGGAUAUCCCGGUCCUCCUGGGCCAAAAGGAGACAGAGGGGAGCCAGGAUACGUUUUAGGAGGUGUGGAAAUCAUUCCAGGGCAAAAUGGACCACCUGGUCCCGCUGGGCAGAAGGGGCAGCCAGGAGUUCCCGGUGUGCCAGGCCCACCCGGGUUACCAGGACUCCCUGGACCACAGGGGCCGCCUGGAACAUCAGUCAAGGGUGAGCCAGGGGACCCUGGGAUCAGAGGCCCUCGGGGAAAGAGUGGCAUCAAGGGAGAAAAAGGAGAAAUGGGAGAGACUGGAAAAGCUGGCUUACCUGGGCCAAUAGGGCUGGAUGGCCCCCCUGGAGUUUCUGGGCCGAAGGGCGAAAAGGGCGAGGUCGGGAUUGGCAUGCCAGGCAUCCCUGGUUUAAAAGGAACAGAAGGAGACAAGGGGGCAGUGGGCUUUCCUGGAUCCCAAGGGCAGAAGGGUGAACAAGGAAUGCCAGGGGCAGAAGGACCAACUGGUUCAAGGGUAGGAAGGCAAUGAAAAUGCAGUUCCUCCCAGCUGUGAAAUGGAUAAAAUGUUUGGAACGAUGUUUUGAAAUUGGUUUGAAAUGGGAA